This is a messenger RNA of Phlebotomus papatasi, 3081 nucleotides long. It is a transcript of the gene Best1, whose product is annotated as bestrophin-4. Lineage: Eukaryota; Metazoa; Arthropoda; Insecta; Diptera; Psychodidae. The transcript is spliced from 6 exons. The record is from RefSeq and is a predicted model, not a curated record. Gene Ontology annotation, molecular function: chloride channel activity. Bases 664 to 2739 code for a protein of 691 amino acids.
AUCCGAUCCGCGACUUUGCGUCAGUUUCGCGAGAAUUCUCACCUGAGAAGGGUUUGUUUUCUUCAGUCUCCUCCGGCUUUUUGGUCAUCCAUCUACCAAAAUCCUUGGAGGCCAGUGAAAAGUGGUGCAAAGGACAGAAGAAUGUGCAGGAUUCUCGUGAAAAACGAAGUUUUCAUUGAAAAUAGUGUCUGACGUGAAAUUUUUGUGAAUGAAAUGAGUCAACUUUGUGCGUGAAAAGUCGUCAAAUUGUCCAUGAAGUCAUAUUUUUGUGGCCUUUUAUCAGCGAAAAUCGCUUUUUAAUGUAUUUAGGAAUUACUCAAAGUUUUACAUGUCGUAAUUGUAUUGAAAGUUUGAUAAGAAACCCACGAAAAAAUUACGAAUAUCGUUUGAUAUUCUAAGAAGUGUGAAAAGUUUCAACAAUCGCCCAUAAAAGAUACAUUUUGUUACUGGUGGACUUCCCCAGCAAAAUAAAUUUAAAAAAAACUGUGAUUGUCUGGGCAAAGAGAGCCUGAAGAGUGCCUAGAAAAAGUGUUAUGAGAUGUGCCCAGUAUGCUUCCACAAUCUGUGAAGAGGAGCAUCCUUAAUAAGUACUUUAUUAUGUGCAGUGUUGCGUGACUGCAGUAGAAAGGUCAGGAAGACAAAGGAAUACAGUGUGACUCCAGAAUGACGGUAACCUACACAGGAGAGGUUGCAACAUGCCGAGGAUUUGGCUGCUUCCUCAAGCUCUUGCUGAGGUGGCGUGGAAGCAUCUAUAAAUUAGUAUGGUUGGACUUGGUGGCAUUUCUCACAACUUACUACAUGCUUAGUAUAAUCUACCGAUUGGUUCUCAAUGAACAACAACAAAUUAUAUUUAAGUCAUUGGUCCAAUACUGUGCUGCCUACACAAAUCUCAUUCCAUUAUCCUUCGUAUUGGGCUUCUAUGUGUCCAUCGUGAUGACGAGAUGGUGGAAUCAGUACAUCAGCAUUCCCUGGCCAGAUCCCAUUGCUGUAUUUGUGAGCGCAAAUAUUCAUGGACAGGAUGAACGAGGACGUGUGAUGAGACGAACUGUGAUGCGAUAUGUGUGCCUAUGUCUUACAAUGGUACUAACAAUGAUAUCACCCCGUGUUAAAAGACGCUUUCCGACACUAGAUCAUCUAGUGGAAGCGGGUCUGUUGAUGGAAAGUGAACGAGUCAUUAUGGCUGAUCUCAAUUCGAGAUUUCCAAGGCAUUCUAAGCACUGGAUGCCCAUAGUUUGGGCAGCAAGUAUUGUGACUCGUGCCCGCAAGGAAGGUCGUAUUCGGGAUGAUUUUGCAGUGAAGACUGUGAUAGAUGAACUCAAUAAGUUCCGGGGACAAUGUGGUCUUCUCAUUUCUUAUGAUACCAUCAGUGUUCCCCUUGUUUACACUCAAGUGGUUACCCUAGCCGUUUAUUCGUUCUUUAUUGCAUCCAUUAUGGCCAGUCAGUGGUAUCAUGAUAAAAAAGUUGAGGAUGGACAUCUCAACAAAAUUGAUCUCUACUUUCCUGUAUUCUCAACACUGCAAUUCUUCUUCUACAUGGGAUGGCUGAAAGUGGCUGAGUCACUUAUUAAUCCCUUUGGGGAAGAUGAUGAUGACUUUGAGGUUAACUGGUUGGUUGAUCGGAAUCUGCAGGUGUCCUACAUGAUUGUAGAUGAGAUGCAUCAUGAACAUCCAGAAUUGAUAAGAGAUCAGUACUGGGAUGAGGUGUUUCCAGCGGAAUUGCCAUACACCGUGGGUGCUGAGCAGUUUCGUGAAGAGCAUCCACAGCCAUCGACGGCCAACAUGGCGAUCCCAAAGGCGGCAGCUGAGGUUAUUCCGGUGGUGCCAUCGAAGAUCAAAGUGGAUGAAAUGGUCGGUAAAAGUGCUCAGUCGGUCAAUUACAGAUUUCCAGAUCAGAUUGACAGUGAGAUUUUUGACGACAAUGCAAGUGGAAUUCAUUUUACAGCCGGGAACCGUCAAGAUCCCGGCCAUGGUUCCACGACUAGCAUGCAAAGUUCAAAGGCUGGAUCGAUGAAAAGAGUGAACACAGUUGGGUCCGCUCUCAAACGCUUCUUCAGCAAGGAAGAUAGCCGAUCGAAUCAGGGAGUGGAGGUAGGCACGACAGGGCGUAUGCCCACUUCUCCAAGUGGAACUAGUUUGUCGGGCAGAGAGAAGAUUGUAGGUCCUCCUCCAGCUGGUGGGAGUAUCAGGAUUACCGAUCAGGUGAUCGAAGAAGUCGAUGAACAACUGACAAUUACGUCGAUGAAGGGUCAACCGGAAGUGCGUCCAACAGCAGCCAGUCUCUUUGCAGCUGGUCCUCCGAAGCCCAGUGAGCCCGUGGAUGUGCCUCGGUCAGGAAUUCAGCCCUAUACGAGGACUCAGUCAGCGGUGGCGCAUGGACAUGGAGAUGGCUUAACGUAUGGUGUUGCUGGACUCGAUGCACUCUUUAGUACUUCAGCCCCAACAGAAUCUUACAGAGUAUCAACUCCUCCGGGACUCGAUGAGUAUGACAAACAGAGGUCAGACAGCAAGGACAGUGCUCUCAGUGGAGCCAGCGAAAAGCAAACAGAUAAUGAUGUGCGUGGUGAUGAGUUUGAAAAGCUGAAAUUGGCACGCGAAAAGGAGCGUCUGGAGCGGAAGAAACAGGUACUUGUUCAUUCAAUCAGUGCCACUCAACAGGGUGGAAGUGCUGUGGACAUGGAUGCAAUUGUGGAGCAACUGGUGACGCAGAGUAUCAAAACUGCGGAUCAGCAGAAUCUCUGAGAAAUGAGGCAGUCGGGCAUUUGGAUCAAAUGCACGGCUGCAAGCAACGAAUCCCUCGUAGAAUUCUAACUAAGCACAUGCAAAGACACAAAAUGCGAAUCUUCAGCACAAUUGAGAUGCGCGCGCUCCUGCUUUCUAAUCAUCUCAAUGCCCAAAAUAACGAUAGUAUUAUGUACUUUUCUAAUUUAAAUUUUAAACGCAAGAAGUAUUUAAGACAAUGUUUAUUAGAUACAUCCACCAGUUUUUAUCUCAGAAUUGACGUACUAAAGAAUUUGUUGGAGAUUUUAUUGAUAAUAAAAAACAUUUACAAAGUUUCAAUAAAUGUCCUUUUAAAAUAUAAAA